GUUCUGGAAAGCUGCAAUUCCAACUUUUAAUAUGUGAUGGUACGUACUUAUCCAAGUAAGUGGAGAAAAUUCCAUCACAGUCCUGAUUUGUGCCGCCUUGGUGGUGGAAAGAUUUUGGGGAAUUGAGAGGAAUAGCUGAAAUAAAAUGAGUUCCAGUUUUAAUGACCUGAUCUGCUAGGUGUAACAUUCUGUUGAGGUUGCAUUGUUGAAUCAGAUGACAGAACAGAACUCUGAGAGGGCCAUGUUUGAUUUUACUGUCCUCUGUCAUGAAGAUUUGGGACCAUUAUGUCCAAAUUGGUUUGAAGAACUUAGUUUGUCAGCUUCUUCUAACCAGCUUAAACAACCUAGAGAUGAUGCCCGUUGCUUUACAUCAAGUUAUUUCAAAACACCAUGGCAGAAGCAGACUUUGUAUAGCCAGCUAGAUUGCACUCCAUCAGUUUUCAGUGGUCUGACUUCAAUAACCCCCUCAGUAUCCACCCCAGAAAAAGGGAAUGAUCAAACAUGCUUGAAAAGAGGAACCAGUAGUUAUCCUGCUGUGGCACAAAGAAUUAUACAUCCAUACAAGACAACAGAUAACGGCACCUCAAAUCCAACCUCUGAUAUUUCUUUAAUGAAAAGCCCUGCUGUCUUGCAUAAUACAUGCAAGACUCCACAGCAUCCUUACUCUGUCCAAGAUGAUGGAUGUUCAUUUUUUAGCCCCCCAGUAUCAUAUGAGGUCAUGUCAAAGCAGAUUCCAGAAAGCCUUGGAGCAGAGCUGGAUCCUGACAUGUCUUGGACGAGUUCAUUAGCAACUCCUCCAUCGUUGAAUCCAACCGUUAUUAUAUGUAAAGCCAAAGAAAAUGAUUUGCACCAAGACAAGCCAAAAGAAGUACAAGUGCCUUUGCUUUUACACAGCAAUUUAAAUAGACAAAGCAAUGCAUUUGCUGUUGGUUUAAACAGUGCCUGUGCAAUGCCUGUAAUUGGGGAGGAGGAAAAUGAAGAAGUGGAAGCUGUUGAUCAGAGAUAUGUACCUGAAGAUGGCCCAGAUAGUGUACAUAACAAUGGCACAAGCUAUGAAGAUAGAAAGCUGUAUAUUUCUACCACUCUGCCUGAUGGAGCAAUGUCUUUUUCUGAGACUACACAUUUAGAACUGAGAAAAGUGAAAUCCUAUACUAGAAAGAGAAAGAAAAACUCUACAGUUGGCAAUUUUCAGACAAACAGUAUUAAAACUUUACUAUCUCCCUCUACUGAUGAAAAGGGCUCCUCGGAGAGCAUUAUGGCUGAAUCAAGCUCCAACAUGGUUUUUAGUAACUUUACUCUUGGUCCAGUUAAAGAGUGCAAUAUGAAACAGCUUUUUUUGAAUAAAAACGCUGUAAAUCAAAACCAGAGUCCUGAUGCUCAUCCAUGUGACAAAGGUUCAGAGAAGGAAUUAUCAGGUCAUAAUAUAACUUCUUCAUCUGACUGGUCACAACUAAAUCUAUCAGAGCUUGAGGAGAACCAGAUGAUUGAUGGAUACUCUGGCAUUGUGGAUUCUUCUACAGAUGCACUGUGUUUGAAAAAUGUGGGUGAUCUAACAUUUAGUACAAAUGAAAAUGCUAAUGAACAGCAACUAGAUAAUGCUUCAGAAGAAGACAUUGAUAAAGGAUCUAGUUUUGUACCCUGGGAAGAGAUGAGUCCAAUAGUGCAGCUGUCAACCUCUCAUUCGUUAACAGAUCAAGUAACAAAGAGUCUUUUUAAUCAUUGUGCGGUUGCUAAUAAAUUUAUCACAGUUGAUGAAAGCACAAAGAGUUCUGGAGCAGAAGUGAAAGCUAGUACUCCAAAUCAUUCUUGUAGUAAAAUGCAAUUGUCAAAACUACCCAUUCCUGAAAUUCCCUACACAGAUUGUUUUAAAAUUGGUGAUUCAACAGAAAUUCAACCACUUAUUGAGGGAUGGAUGGAUUCAGGUUCAGAAACUGUUGCAACAAGACGACUUCCCUUUUGCAAGGAUGCAAUAGCACAGAUGAACAAGAGAAUUAACCUUGAACAUAAAACAAAUCUAAUGAAGCCAUUGGCUACUUUGGAAGAUCAGAAAGUCACUUUUGUAGACUCUGUCAGUGACAAUAUGCCCAUUCAACCUGCUGUAGAUUCAAGAAUGCUCAGUGAUGGUGUUUACAGAGUGACAGAUCCAGAAACCGUUAAAAGUAUCUCACUGGCUCUGGAUUCAGUAAAAUGUCAAGUGGAUGAUGAAGACCAUACUUUCUUGCUUUCCAGUCUGAAGGGACGUCCACGGAAAUUCCUUUACUCUGUGACAGACCCUUCAAAUCGUCAAGCGCAGAACAUAUCUUUAGACACAACUGAAUUACAAAAUAGAAUACCGAUUCUUCCUUUGGCACUGGAGCCUUCCUACAAAUCAUCUGCCCAAAAAUCUGGAAAGCAGCUGAAGUCUGUGCCAGCUACUUACAAAGAAAACCAGGAAGCUACCAGUACCGAAUUUGUUCCUGGCAUUGAUCUCUCUGAAGCCAGUGAGGCACAUGACACUGAAGCAAAUAAAAACUUGCAGCACAAUCAUCAGUUUCCUAAGGAUUCUGACCGUGUAGAAAAUGAAGUAGUGCAUCAGCAUUGUAAAGAUGAAACUGUUGAUAAAUUAUCAGAUGCUUCUAGUAAUGGCAAGAAUUGGGAUCAUUUUGUGACGCCACUUAACAGCAGACCUGUUUCUUGUAACAGGAGAGAGCGUAGAAUUUUUGCCACAGCUUGUCACACAGUGGCUAAAAGACUAACUAUGGAAUCUAAAGUGAUGUUGACUAAUAGGUCUAGUGCCCAGGCUGAAGUUGCUGAGGACAGUUGUGUAUUUUCAGUUGUUAACUCUGUUCAACCAGAGAAGGCAUGUGUAAUUGAAAACAUAGUUGUACCGAAUAGGGGGAGAUCUUAUUUUGAGUUCAGAUUGUCACCUUUAUCUGAUGUAAAUCGAACUGCUCCACAUCAUGAUUGCAAUAAAACAAAACUUCAAGGGAACACGAUUAUCUGCAAUGAGCUCGACAGUAAUUUUCCGUUCAUACCAGUUUCUACACAAUUAUCAACCAAGCAACUAUCGUGCACUUCAAUUAUAUCUCGUACGGUAUCAUCUCACUCCCCCUGUAUUGCUAAUGUUUUGCACAAAACAAAGAAACUUUUCUAUAAUCUUAAAAAAUCUAAGAGAACUUUGAAAAAAAAGGCUGGUCUGUGUGAAUCUCAGCAACUAGAGUCUAAAGAAAAUAAUGAGAUAUCAACUUGUUUGAGUAAAGAGAAACAUUUUGAGGGAAGUCUUGCUGUUGACAAGGAAUUGUCAAAUGAAGAUCAGAGACUUGACUUAUAUACUUUUGUAGAAGCUGAAAAGAGAGAAUGUUCUGUUAAUACAGAUUUCCACAUUGAUGAUAGAAAAAUUGCACUGUUGGCAUCCACUUUGAAGAGCAGAAAAUUGAUUGCUGAUGUAGACAAUGAUGCAUUCUUGACUUCUUCAGAACCUGCAUUAGUACAAUCUUUGCCAGAAUGUGAAACAAAAUAUAUGGAAAGUACUUUUACAGGAACCAAGAUAAUACCAUGCGACAUACCAUGUUCCAGCAUAUCUGAUCUUGAAAUGACUUUAAACGAAUCCUCCGAGCUAACAGAGGGAAGUAUGAAUUCACAUAAAGAAACAAGGGCAUCUCUUUCUGCAUCUAUCAUUGAAACAGAAUUGUAUGAGUUUGCUCAAAUUACCCAACCUUCACAUUGCGUUGUACCAGUACAAGAAAAGAACACAAGUGGAUUGGAAUUGAAAUUACAGAAUGCAGAAGCUGAUAUCAGUUCAAUGACUACAAUAAAAGAAAUUUGUACUGUUUCAGAAAACACACAAACCCCACUCAUAUCUGGACAUGCUGAAUCUUGUAAACGUGGGCCCAAUUGCAAUUACUUCAAAACUGCUGAGCAGCACACAGAUUUAUCUGCUGAAAUCAUUUCCAAAGGGAAGUUGCUCAAAAAAUUUGAAAACGAGGGCUUAGAAAUAAACUCUGCACAGAAAGUUAGCGUUGAAUGUAUCACUUCAAAAAAUAGAUUUAGGAGUCAAGAAAGUAACAGUCCAACAAUUUCUUCAGUUAAAGCAGAGGUUAAGACCGAAUCUCCUGAACCCAAAGUUGCCACAGAAAAUGUUAAACAACCCCCACUUGCCUUUGUAAAAGCACAAACCUUUGAAUCCUCUGCGUUCUUAUCUCAGUCAAAAUUGCUUGGGAAAUACACUUGUUUGACAGCUAGUCAAACAGAACCUACAGAAUUAUUUAGCAUUUUAGAGGAUGCAGGUGGCCAGUUUGAACGUAUGCAGUUAAGAAAUCAAUCUGCAGUUGAUGUAACAAGCAAGGAUACCAACCUGAUGAUUAGUGAGCAUUUGGGUCACACUCCCCCAGUUCCUAUUUUGGAUAGUUGGAAGGAUACUGAUUUUGGUAAAAGUUUGGACAUUGAGCCUUCAGUGCUGUUGACCAGUAAGCCAUGUAACUCGCAACAGCAAGCAGAGUCCUCAAACACAGAAACUAGAUCUAAAAUCUAUCAACAGAAUACAGAAGGAAUAGAGCAAACCAUAUCAGAUAAACUUGCUGAUUCCUUUGUUGUCUUGAGCAAUGAAGAGAGAAAAAUUGUAUCAUUUGCAGUACCAAAUUUCCAUACAGAUUCUAUGGAACUUGCCUCAAACACUGUUAAAAUGAAAUCGGCUACAAUACUUGAUCAAGCAAUUCCACCCCUGAAAGAUAAAGUGAGUUUUAACAACAGUGAAUAUGCCGGUUUUUGUGCAGCAAGUGGGAAUAAGAUAAAGCUCUCUGUUGAAAGUCUGAAAAAAGCAGCAAACAUUUUCAGGGACAUUGACAAUGAUCAAACUAUUGCUCGGAUACAUACAAUUAAAGGUUCAGACUAUUUAGGAGAAUGUUCCGUCAACGAGUCUGAAAAAGUAACUGAGGAUAAAUUAAAUGAUGUUCAAAAAACAGUAAAAACUAAUGAGUCAUACCAGCUGUGUGGAGCCCAUGACAAUCGUUUCACUGUGAAUACUAAAAGUAAUGGGGCUAGUAUCUUGAAAAGUGAGAGUAAAAUUGAGAACAGUGAAAGAAAAAUAAGUGGCUUUCAGUCAGUAGGGAGCAGGAGAUUCACUAUAUCUGAAGAAGAAACUCUGGAUAAAACAAUAUAUUUGACUACUGAGCAAAAUGUCUUGCAUAAACCUGACACCAAGGACAAAGAGAAACCUAGUACAAUUAGAAAUACCGUUUGGGAAAAGAAUGCAUGGCAACCUGGCUACAAUGGUGCAAAAGACAAUGGGAACAACAAAUUGGCUGACAGUAAAAUGAAGUUUGCAGAUGAUUAUUUAUUGCAAACAACUUCAGUUGGUCACUUCAAACCCUUUAAAGCAUCAGCUAUUGAGAGCGCUGGUGAAGUAAAGUGUUUUCAGACUGCAAGUGGUAAAAGAGUCUCAGUCUCCAAAGGAAACCUGGAUAAAGCAAAAAGUUUGCUUGAGGUUGAAGAUUGCUGCAGUGAAAACAGGCAAAACUCAAAGCUGCCUACAGGAAUAGCAAAAAAUAUACCUCAACAACUUGAUAACAUGAAUACUUUUCAUAGCCAUGUGGAAAAAAAUGAUGUUAAUAUGCAAUUGGGUGAUCAAACAGGGAGUAGUCAGACGGUACUAAAUGUUUCGGUUUGUCCUGCGUUUAUUGUUCACAGCAAGAACAGCAUCUCUGAGGAUACCAAUUCGAUUCAAAAUAAUUCACUGUUUGCUACUGUAGGCACUGUAAUGAAAGGGUUCCAAACUGCUAGCGGUAAGAUGGUUCCUAUGUGCAAAGCAUCUCUUGAUAAAGCAAAAACUUUAUUUGCUGAGGAAGACCUAUUAAAUAAAACUACAAAACAUACAGACAAAAAUGUUUCAACAGAAUCUCCUUGUACACAUACUUGCCCACAAUUAAUUCAUAGUGGAAUAAAAAGUGUAGUGAAGAAACAGUUGGAAAAUGACCACAGUCUUGAAAUACUUCAUCCUUUUAAUCUUAAAAGUCACGGCAAGUUGCAUGAUUUUUCUGUUCAAAGUGAACAUGUGUCUGAGUUUACGAAUUUGAACAAUGGUACAGAAAUGAAAGGUUUCCAGACAGCUAGUGGCAGAAAAGUUAAUGUGUCAAAGAUAGCUUUAGAUAAAGGAAGGGCUUUGUUUUUUGAAGAGGACUAUAAUAAAUUGAGAAUUCAAGAUAAUUUAAUAUCAACUGCAAAAAUUAAAAAUGCACUUUCUGAGGACAAUGUUUUAAAUGAUAGUGAAGCUAACCUUCCACAGAGGUUAGAUAUGAAAAACCAAAUGACCAGUUUUCCAGCUAAGCAACCUUCAGGAUUCUGUAUUGAAAACGGUAACAUUGUUUCAGUAAGUGACACAAACUUGAAAUAUGUACAAGAGAAAUGUCCAGCUGAUGAACCUGAGGAAAGUGCAAAUUCAGUUUCAAAUGUUAAUCAAGGUGAUUUUGCUGGCGAUGUAUCUGAGCCUUCUCAACAGUUACUUAAAAGUGGAUCUAUUGCCUUUAGCACAGCAAGUGGAAAGUCUGUAUGUGUUUCAGAAGAAUCAUUAAAGAAAUGCAAACAUUUCUUUAAUGAAGUAGGAGUUGAUGAAAAAUUUGUCACAGGCGAAGAUUUGAAAUCUAAGGAAAGCAGACUCUCCGAAGAAACAUGGCGUUCUGAUAUCCCCAGUGCAAAGACACCUCUUGGUUUCAACACAGCAAGUGGAAAGGCGGUCCUUGUUUCUCAUGAUGCACUUCAGAAAGUUAAGCAUGUGUUAAAAGAAUUUGACAUGAGUGAUGGUUCUUCAAUUAACCCAACAUACUCAGAACAGACAUUUUAUGAAAAACCUCAGCAGUUACCAUUAACAUCUUCAUCACUGUUCCAAAACACUGCUAUGAGCAGUAAACAAGCAUGUGAAGAAGAGAGUUCAGAAUUGAUUCACAAAGUAUCAAAUGACUGCACAGAGAACAUUUCAAUCGUGCAAAAUCCUGCCCAAGUAGAGUCAAGUGGAAGAGAGAUUAACAGACCUACAAGAAAUUUGACAGCAUCGACAAAUAAGAGUGUUUUCUUGUCUGGAUUUCAAACAGCUGAGGGGAAAGAAGUAAUGGUAGAAGAAAGUAGUUUAACUGCAGCAAGAAUGUAUCUGGCUUCAGUUGAAAAUGAUAAUUUGGACCAUACUACUGAGAGAGUUAAUAUGCACAUUGAAAGAAGAAUUGAACCGACUUGCAACAUAAAUAAUGUAACUACAUCUAUAGUGCGUGCAUUGGAGAGCAAUCAUGGCACAUAUGCCAAAAUGCUAGAAAAUGACAUGGAAAAAGAGGCUGUGAAGGAUUCAAAGGCCCUGAUGGAAGAUGAUGAACUUUUUGCUAUUACACCAGGCAAGGCAUUUAGACCAACCUAUGAUGGCACCUAUCAAUCCAUUAGACCAGAUUUAAGAACAGGAAAAAGACUGAGAUCAGAUGGAAAUACUGCAAGAGAGCAACCUCUACCAAAAAGACAGCUCCUAUCGGAAUUUAACAGAACCAUACACAGUGAUCAAAAAGUUGCAUUCCAACCUUUAAUAUGUAAUCCUGAAGGAGUACUUCGUGAUCGAAGGAAAUUCAUGUAUAGUGUUCCAUUGAAACCUGUCAUCUGUGGCCCACCUAAAGACAAAAGCAUUUCAAAUAGAAUUCAUCAACAGUCAAUUUCUCCCAAUGUCACAUUCCCUGCCCAAGAAAAUUCAAUUCAGCAUAAUUUAUGCCUUCAACAUGAAGUCAAGCCACUUAAAGGACAAGCUGCAGUAUUCAAACCUCCAUUCCAAAGGCACUCAGGUUGUAUUCAACAGAACAGCAGUAGACAGAGUACAUCAAAGCCAGCCAAAGUUUUUGUUCCACCUUUCAAAACAAUUCCAACUUCUUCUCAAAUGGAAACACAAGAGUAUGUGAAAAUUGUUAGUUCUCCAGUGCAAACUGAAAUUGGGAUUUCUAUGAAGGCCACUAACUGCAAUAAAAUUUUCCAAGAUGAUGGCACAUUAAAAGACGAUAUGGUGAGAGUUAGAUGUGUUGAAGACAAACUCCAGUCAGUGUCUGAUACUACAGAAGAACUUCAGGCCAAUGCUGAAGGUUUCUCAAGGAUAGUUCAGAAUUGGAGUUGUGCAAGGGAUCUACAGGAAAUGAGAUUAAUAAAGAAACGAAGGCAAGCUAUUCAUCCACUGCCAGGGAGUUUGUACAAGACUAAAACCUCUGGUGCACCAAGACUAUCUCUGCAUGCAGCAGUUGAAGGGAAAGUUCCAAAUUCUUUUACAGAAGAACAGUUAUACGUUCAUGGAGUCAGCAGAAGUACUCUUGAGGUACGAGCAGAAAAUGCAGAAUCCUUCCAGAUCAACUGUCGAGAAUUUUUCAGCGAGGAGCUGUUUAAAGCUGGCAAUGGAAUGCAACUUGCAGAUGGGGGAUGGCUUAUACCUGAUAACAAUGGAAUGGCAGGAAAAUCUGAAUUUUACAGAGCUCUCUUAGAUUCGCCUGGUGUAGAUCCCAAGUUAAUCAGUGAAGUUUGGGCCUACAACCACUACAAGUGGUUAGUGUGGAAAUUUGCAGCUAUGGAGACAACUUUCCCCAAAGAGUUUGGUGGCAGGUGCCUAACACCAGAAACCAUACUUCUGCAUCUUAAAUACAGGUAUGACAUAGAGAUUGAUCAGUGUCAUCGACCUGCCUUAAAAAAAAUUAUGGAGAGGGAUGAUGUAGCAGCAAAAACACUUGUGGUUUGUGUUUCUCGAAUAAUAUCAAUGGGAACAAAAUCAUUCCAAAAUAACCCUAAUCUCGCUGGUGUGGAUAAACAGUCCAAAACUGUAACUGAAAAGAGCGUCAUAGAAGCAACGAAGCAUAUGCCCUUAGGAGUUAUUGAAGUCACUGAUGGAUGGUACGGAAUUAAGGCACUUCUGGAUCUUCCACUCACAUCACUGUUACAAAAAAAAAGACUUGUAGUUGGUCAAAAGAUUAUUGUUCAUGGGGCAGAGCUAAUUGGGUCACAGGAUGCUUGUACACCUCUUGAAGCUCCAGAAUCACUCAUGCUAAAGAUUUCAGCUAACAGCACCAGACCUGCUCGAUGGUAUGCAAAACUAGGAUUUCAUCGUGACCCUCGACCGUUCCCAUUGCCAAUAUCUGCCCUGUUCAAAGAAGGUGGAAUGGUUGGAUGUGUUGAUGUCAUUGUUGUUCGAAUUUACCCCAUGCAGUGGAUGGAAAAGAAACCCAAUGGAAUGUAUGUAUUCCGGAAUGAACGGACCGAAGAGCGAGAAGCUCAGAUACACUACGAGAAUCAACAGAGGAAGCUAGAAGUGUUAUAUGCUAAAAUUGAAACUCAAAUACAGGAACAAUUCGGAGUUGACAGAAAGAAAAAGAGAGAACACAAAAUACAGAAAUUAAGUGACCAACAAAUCAUGAUGCUCCAGGAUGGUGUAGAUUUGUAUGAGGCAAUCCAAAAUUCUUCAGAUCCAUCUGUUGAGGCCUAUUUGAACGAACAACAGUUGAAAGCUCUGAAUAAUUACAGACAAUUGUUGAAGGAACAAAAACAUAUCCAGUUUGAAGCAGAGUUCAGAAGAGCAUUAGAAGGUGAUCAGAGUGAAAAUAGCUACACAAAAAGGGAUGUUACACCUGUGUGGAAACUGUGUGUUGUGGACUACAAAAGUCAGGACCGUAAUGCAGCCUAUAUGUUAAACAUCUGGCGCCCAAUUGCUGACCUACAUUCCCUGCUGAAGGAGGGUGGAAGAUAUUGGAUUUAUUAUUUGACAACAUCAUCAUGCAAGAGUCGGCUAAGUCAUGCUGGUCUGCAGUUGACUGCUACAAAGAAAACUAGGUACCAACAGCUACAGCCAUCUCUCAAGGUGUUGGAGCAACUCUACCAACCUAGGCAAGCAGUGACCUAUAGCAUGCUCCUUGAUCCAUUGUUUGGAGCUGUCUGCAAAGAGGUGGACCUAGCAGGAUAUGUGAUCCACAUCUUGGGAAAAUCAGGUGCGCCUACAACUCUGUACCUGGCUGAUGAAAAUCAGAAUCUGAUAGCUGUGAAGGUUUGGGCAGGUUUAAGUCAGUUGGCUUUGGAAGAUAUCAUCAAGCCAAGUACCUUAGUUGUUGCAAGCAACUUACACUGGACAUCGGAUAGCUGCAAGGGUAUACCUAUAUUGUUCACUGGGGAUCUUUCUAGCUUUUCUGCUAAUCCAAAAGAAGGACAUCUACGAGAAAAGUACUCUCAACUAAAAAAUUCUGUGCAGAAUCUGCAGAACUUUAUCAAAGACACUGAGGAAAAGGUGAUGACUAUGCUUGAAACAUUAACUACUCCAAGGUCGUCCAGAGAUUUUGGUGCUGAUGCACUUGCUCCUACCCAAAGGAAGUCCAACUUUGUUCCAGUUAAUAGCACUGUGCAGCCUACUUCAUCGGAUGGUGAAAGUAAGCUACGGACACUUUCAGCAGCUGGAUCCAGACCUGCAUUACGUAGUACUAAAAUUACAUCUGAUGAUUCCCUCACAAAUUUGAAGAAAAAAAAGCUUAGCUUUUUGUCUCGGAUUCCUUCUCCUGUUCCAUUGUCUCCCCUUUGCAAUUCUGUUUCACCAGCUGUACAGAAAGGGUUUAUACCACCCAGGAGAUGUGUCACACCACAAAGCCGUGAAGAAACAAUUCAAACUGAAAGUAAUAAACUUUCCCAGGUGUCCUCUUUGAAGAGGACUGAAAUUUCCAAAAUAGUUGAAGAUAAUUGGGUUACUGAUGAGGAACUUGCAAUGAUAAACACUCAGGCACUUCGUGAAGGUUGGGCUAACGUGCACUGUGAAAGUGAGAAAGGAACGUUUACAAAGGGACAAAUUAUCAGUUCCAAGGCCAUUACCUUAUUAUCUGAAAAUGUUAAAAAUCAUCUUGACAUUGAUCUUGGGUCUCAAAUUUCCAAACUAGGUGAGGACAACUGGGUUACAGAUGAGGAACUUGCAAUGAUAAAUACACAGGCACUUUUUGAAGGGUGUGCUAAUAGGAGCAGUGAAAAGGACGGAGGAAAGGUUCAAAAAUCACACAUUGUCAAUACUACAGAUGUUGUCUUACUGCCGCAAAAUUCUAGUUAUCUUGAUAGUGAAGUUGGGAACAAAGUUUUCAAAAUUGUUGAAGAUAAUUGGGUUGCAGAUGAAGAGCUUGCACUGAUAAAUACUCAGGCUCUUUGUGAAGGUUGGGUAAAUGGAAGCAGUGAAAAUAACAGGGCCAAGAUUGACAAGGCGCAAGUUGUCAGUUCUAAUGACACUACCUCAUUGCAACAAAAUGUUAAAAUGUAUCUUGACCAUGAACUUGAGACAGUCAUUGCUUCGCCAGAUAGAAGUCCACCUGUUGAAUCACAGUCCAAAAGGAGAUGUAAAAAUGAAGCUAGUAUGGUAAAUUCAAGUGAAGACACUAGUCAGUCUGAAAGAACUGUCACUGCACAAAACAAUGAUGGUGACAAAGCUGCUGUACAGGAUGGGGAUAAUUUAGACAACAAGCAGGUUUUGUCUCAUAAACUGCAGAAGAACAGAAAUAAAAUUUACUGAUAACUGAGGUUAUUUCUUUUUUCACUGCAUUUGAGUAUUUGGGUGUAAACUAGAUACAUGUAUUGUUGGCACUCCCAAUUAGUACAUUUAAAAGAUUUGUAAAUGCAAUUGUACCGGUUUUGAAUAAACUAUUUUCUUUAUA
Molecule: messenger RNA, 11645 nt
Organism: Carcharodon carcharias (great white shark)
Lineage: Eukaryota; Metazoa; Chordata; Chondrichthyes; Lamniformes; Lamnidae
Gene: brca2
Product: BRCA2 DNA repair associated
Exons: 28
Coding region: 215-11503 (3762 amino acids)
Biological process (GO): double-strand break repair via homologous recombination; regulation of DNA-templated transcription
Source: RefSeq, a predicted model, not a curated record